This is a messenger RNA of Lachnellula hyalina, 1224 nucleotides long. RefSeq lists its product as uncharacterized. Lineage: Eukaryota; Fungi; Ascomycota; Leotiomycetes; Helotiales; Lachnaceae. Bases 1 to 1224 code for a protein of 407 amino acids. Gene Ontology annotation, molecular function: transcription cis-regulatory region binding; DNA-binding transcription activator activity, RNA polymerase II-specific. The transcript has 5 exons. The record is from RefSeq and is a predicted model, not a curated record. Gene Ontology annotation, cellular component: RNA polymerase II transcription regulator complex.
AUGGCCGACGACAUGUCUAUCGACAAGAAGGAACAUAGUAGAGAGGGCUCCGAGGAUUCCAUGGACCUCAACUCUCCAACUCCGGAGGCUGACCCUGGAGCCGCUCUUGAAACUGCUGGAGCCAGUCAACAGAAAAGAAAGGGUGGACGAAAACCCAUAUAUGCAACUUCCGAGGAACGGAAACAGCGUAAUCGGCAAGCGCAAGCAGCCUUUAGGGAACGCCGAACCGAGUACAUCAAGCAAUUAGAGGAAACUAUCCGUGUUCAUGAGACUAAUCUUCAUAACUUGCAAACGGCCCAUCGAAGUGCUGCUGAUGAAUGUCUCAUGCUGAGAUACAAGAACUCACUUUUGGAGAGAAUCCUACUGGAGAAAGGCAUUGAUGUUCAAGCUGAAUUACGUGCUAAGACUGGAAGUCCUCACCUUGGCCCAACGCAUAUACCGCAGAACAUGGCACAGGCGCCAACUGUCCAACGUGCCAUCAUGAACAGACAUCAUCAGGCCAGACGCUCCAACUCCAGCAUCGCACCGAAGCUAGAACCUGGCGCGCCCUUUCAGUCACCACAGUCAAGACCGACGCCGUCUUCUCACGCAUCAUCACCAACAUCUAACUCACCAGGGUUCCACCACCAACGAGUUCUGACGCCACCUGCUUCGGAACCUCAUAUGCAAUUUCAACAGCAACAGCAGCAGCAACAACAGCAGCAACAACAACACCGACUUCAAGCAGCUAAAUCGCAAUCUCCACAUGGAUUACCAGGAAACGCCGGGAUGGUCGUCAACACUGGGCUUGGUGCUUCCAUAGCACCAAAGGGACCGGGAAGUAGUGGGACGAGUGGUACGGGAGGCACUCCGGUAGCUGCCGCGUACUAUCCGUCCCCCUUCCAGAAUCACAUUAUUGAUUCCGUGAGUACAGAACAGGAGUACGAUGCCCAAGCCGAUAUGGUCGACGAAGACCCCACCGAAUCUGGGCCAGGCCCAUACCCCGAACCCCUCCCACCUAACCAACACCAUAUGGCCCAACAACAGGCCAUGAACCGAAACCAGCAACCUGGUCAGCAAGGCCAGGGCCAAGGCGUGCAAAUGGACGACAAUGCUCAGGGAUUCGGUUCUAUGACACAAUUACUCGAUCCUUACGACCCAAUGCUCGACAUGGAUCCCUUUGGACUUUCUGCAUCGAUGCAAUUUCCAUCAUCUUUCUCUUUCGAUACGAGCUCUAUGAGGUGA